AUGUUGGAUAAAUUGCCAUUAGAAAUUCAAAUUAAACUAUUGUUUAUGGUCCCAAAUUCCAAUUUAAAAUUCGUCAAUAGUCAUUUCUAUAUUUUGUAUCAAGACUUGUAUUAUCAUAAAAUCAUAAAUGUGUUUGGUGAAGAUACAAUCAACGUUAUCAUCAAGAUCUUACCAUGGUUAAAACCAUACAUCAAAUCAUUGGACGUUUUCCGAAAAGAGGCACGACUAAUAAUUGCCAAACGUUUGAAAUUGGAUGAUGUACCUGUUAUAAUUAAUGAAUCAGGCUACCCAAUAGGUGUGAAUCCGUUAAAUUGUCAAUAUAUUAAAGAUUCAUGGAAAUAUAUUUACUCAAUUUUGAAGAAUAAGCGUCUUUAUGCUGAGUAUUGUGAUUACAAGAUUGAUGAACCUUCUAAUUAUAUAUUUAAUCAUUAUGUUGAAAUAAACAGAACUUAUUUAUUAAGCUUCAAGAAGAUAUGUUGGUUGGCUCCUGGUAAUUACAAUUUGAAUAUUGCAUUGGCAAUCAAGAAUGGGCAAGGUUUAGGCACAACUAAAUUUGAAAUCAAGUAUCAAUAUGUCAAUGAAAAGGGUGAGACAGUUACUAAUACACAAACAUUCUAUCCACCAACAAAUAUCAAUGAAAUUUUACCCAAGAACCAAUUUGUUUGUUUGAAACUUGGAAAUUUUGAAAUCCCACAGCCUUUCUCCGCCAAUGAAAAGCAUCUUGCUGACCAACUUCAACAAGGGAAUCAUCAUAAUAAACUACGUAGAGUUGAAGUAGUAAUGGAAGAAAUUGGCUUGUAUUUAAAGAGUGGGUUUAGAGUGUACUACAUUGAUAUUAGUCAACCAUCUAUGUUGUUCAACGAGUAUGAUUUGUUAUAUUAUCUGGUUAAUGAAAAUGAUUAUAAAUAUUUCAUUAAUAUUCUACUCAAAAACUUAUACAAGGCAUUAAAUUUUGUUCAGAAUGGAGGAUAUUCAGAUGAUUUGAGCAUUCAAUGUUGGAGAGAAAUGUAUGGCAAUGGAGAUCCAUUCUCCAUCAUAGACAAAUACGACAAACAGUUUUUAUUGGAAUAUGGGAAUAAUGGACUGUCGUCCAGUGCCAUGAGUACCUCUGUUUCUACAUCAUCCACUUCCUCAAACAGUUCAUUACAAGAUUACAUAUUAUAUGAUAAUAGGAAGAUCUUGAACUACGGAAGAUUUUUCUAUUUGAAUAAUUACAAGAAAAGAUACUUCAAGUUUACUACUAUAUAUCAACAACGACAAUUCAUUAAUAGAUUUGGUGAUUAUACUAUUGAUUGGAAAGAUACUAAGAACGAUGAUCAAGAAAAUGAAAAACCAAGACGUUGUCGAUAUGAUAAUGAAGGACUCAAGUGGAAAAUUCCCAUCCUUAGUCAACUUUAG
This is a messenger RNA of Candida tropicalis MYA-3404, 1398 nucleotides long. RefSeq lists its product as uncharacterized. The transcript has a single exon. Bases 1 to 1398 code for a protein of 465 amino acids. The record is from RefSeq and is a predicted model, not a curated record. Lineage: Eukaryota; Fungi; Ascomycota; Pichiomycetes; Serinales; Debaryomycetaceae.